This is a messenger RNA of Drosophila yakuba, 931 nucleotides long. RefSeq lists its product as uncharacterized. NCBI's taxonomy places the organism in Eukaryota, Metazoa, Arthropoda, Insecta, Diptera, Drosophilidae. The record is from RefSeq and is a predicted model, not a curated record. The transcript has 2 exons. Bases 117 to 596 code for a protein of 159 amino acids.
CAGGGAGGCCGUGCUGUGAACGUUCGAAAGGAUCCCUCACAAGCCCCCACAACUAUUGGGAUUUUUUCGAUAUUUUCGUUUUGGAGUCAACAUAUUCCCCAUCUCGUUGCAAUAGGAUGCCAAAUUCGUCAGUGAUCAGCAGGGUGAACGCGGGUUUGGCCCGCUGUUUGAGCCACCAUCGGCGUUUGUGUCGCGGCAUUGCCGAGCUGGACCGUCUCAUCCACAACGAUGGCUUUCUGAAGGAUCCCCGCACUCAGUGGCUGCUCCACCAACGACGUCAAACGGAGGAGGAGCAGGCCAAUGCCGAUGCCAGGUUCAGUCCUUUGGGCAGAAUGGGCUGUGAAGUGGGUCGUUUGCUUGGUGCGUCCAAGAUAAAGCUGCCCCCGCCAUCCGGCAAGAAUAAUCUCGUCGUGACCCGCACCUUCUGCCAAAUCCUUCAAGUCGAGAACACCACACCCAGAAAGCAGACAGGACCCAUGCCAGCUCCAACUCCACUGCCAUCGCCAGAAAGAAGACACAGUUUCAUGUUCAGUGGCAGAAUGCCUAGUCCUGAGACGAAAGAAUCCUGCUCCAAAGGCUGCAGCCAAAGUGGUUAGGAAUGAGAUGCCGAGGAGAUGCGCUACCAAGUCUGGCAGAGAUCUAUGAUAUGUAUAGAUCUGUGCAAGGCUUGAGAGAGUUAUCUUUAGGAGGAUGUCUCUGUGGAAAUCGCCCAGCAACGACUGAAUUUAUAUCCCACACAACUGGAGCAACUGAAGCAGCAGGAGGAUGCGGAGUGUGGAUUGGGGAGUGUGGAGUACAAGGAGAAGGAGGUGAAGGAGGAGGAGGAGGUGUUGCCCCGUCCGUCGUUCAGUAUCCGUGCUGCUCUCGUUAUUGUUAUGAAUAAGUUAAUAACAUGGCGGAAGGCUUCUUUUGUCGUGGCCCAAACAAGCAA